AUGACACUUCUGCGUCCAGGAAUCAUUACUGCUUUGAGAGAUGACGUUGGAACCACUUGUGCUGACUGUUCUGCUAGACGCGCAGCUCAACUUGAGAAGCUAGAAAGCAAGAUAGAACAUCUCGUGAGGACGCUCUCCACAACACAGACUCUAGGUGGACAACCAUCGCCGCCAUUAUCUGCCGUAGAUGACGGCGCACUCGUCAGACGCAAGCGCUCAGAUGUCUUCGAGGGCCGCUCUGGAAUCCUCGACGGAUUCUGCGCGGAGUUCGACAAGCAAGACCGGAUGCCGUCAGCGCCGACCAGCAAUGAGCCUUCGCCAACGGCAUCUGUCGGCCGAGGCGACGGUGGAAGGCGGAGCCACCUAGACGCUCAAAUGUACCUUGGUGUUUCUAUGAGCGAGGCUGAGGUCCUCCUUGAUCGCUAUCGACGGCUCUUGGCGCAUUCGAUACCUUGGGUUGUGAUAGCGUCCGAUGCUACCGCGCAACAGCUGUACGACCAGAAGCCAUUUCUACUGCAUGCUAUUGUGACAGUGACGUACUUCCACGAUUUUCCCAAGCAGCAAACGAUGGUCAAGGAGGUGAUGCGGGACGUGAGCGAGCGGAUACUCAUCAAUAGUGAAAAGAACAUUGGUAUCCUGCAGGGCAUCCUAGUCUUUGUAUCGUGGUAUCACCCCCAUAUGUUUUCGGGCCAGCAGGGCAACAAUCUGCUCCACCUCGCCAUAUCAAUGGCUUUCGAUCUUUCAAUAGAUCGCGCCCCAAUGGCAAGCCAUGUCGACUUCAGAGCGGUCGGUGCUAAGUCAAGCCCAAACUUCUGUCCGGUGGCACGCAACCCCACUACAGAUGACCACCGGACACUGGCCGGCAUCUUCUACAUGACCUCUAACAUGGCGUCUUCCUUCAAAAAGCUUGAUGCUUUCGCAUACUCCGACCAUCUGCAUGAGUGUCUGAAACAGCUUGAGCAGCGAAAAGAAUACGAAAGUGACCUGUUACUCGUGCAGAUGGUGCGCCUACAACGACUAGCAGAAGAGGUCCAUACGACGGAGAAGCCAACCGGCCCGAUUAACCUCUAUCGCAAAGCCUUCGACGGUGAGCUUAGCAAGCUCAGAGAAGCAUCUCCUCCAUGCACAGCGGGCAAUCUUUACCUAGGUAUGCAGGAACUGUACAUCGAAGUUUUGAUCUCCGAGGCCUCGUUAUUCGACGUGCAAGAGAAUCGGGGUACGCCACUCCGCUCGCAUCUGGACGAUCUCUACCGACUCAUUGACACCAUCAGACGGUUCUGCGACUUAUACUUCACCAUCCCGGCCUCACAAUACUACCUUAUACCGUUUCAGGUUCUAUCGCAAUUCGCGCACACCUUCAUCCUUCUCACUCGGCUCGCCUCGCUAGAAGUGGAAGGAUGGGAUGCGAAAACAGCCAACGAGUCGCUCGACUAUAUUGGAACUCUGGACAAAGCGGCAGACCGCUUCCAGGCGUCUACGCAAUCUUCUCCAGACGGUCUGCGAGUGAAUAACGACUCGUUUGGCAAAUGGGCGCAGAGACUGCGAUGGAUGAAGAGCAUAUACGAAGCCAAAUUUGGCGGCGCCGCCGCAAUGACAGCUGCAGGUCAAGGACUCUGUAAAGAAGGCAGCCGAACCGAUUUGGUGGGCCCACUCACCACGACGUGGUAUUUGCCAGGAGGUAAGGUGCUGCAGCAACAGCAUCAGCAACCUCAAGCUCAAGCUCAACAACCGUUACAGCAGCCACUGCAGCAACAGCAGCAACAGGCUAUGCAAGCGUCGCAGCAACCGACGCCACCGGAUGACUAUCUCUAUUCCGACUUCUUGAUGGACGAUGCAGUAUGGUCGAGCUUCCUGAACGAUUACGACCCCCUCAACUAUCCCGCCUUCGGCGAUGUACCCAUGGGUGUGAUCAGCCCCUGA
Molecule: messenger RNA, 1920 nt
Organism: Baudoinia panamericana UAMH 10762
Lineage: Eukaryota; Fungi; Ascomycota; Dothideomycetes; Mycosphaerellales; Teratosphaeriaceae
Exons: 2
Coding region: 1-1920 (639 amino acids)
Biological process (GO): regulation of DNA-templated transcription
Cellular component (GO): nucleus
Molecular function (GO): DNA-binding transcription factor activity, RNA polymerase II-specific; transcription cis-regulatory region binding
Source: RefSeq, a predicted model, not a curated record